Messenger RNA from Coniosporium apollinis CBS 100218, 1197 nucleotides. RefSeq lists its product as uncharacterized. The record is from RefSeq and is a predicted model, not a curated record. The transcript has 2 exons. Lineage: Eukaryota; Fungi; Ascomycota; Dothideomycetes. The coding region runs from base 1 to 1197 and encodes 398 amino acids.
AUGACAUCGACUGCUGCGAACAACGUCGUCGCAAUGGCUGCCGCCGUGAAAGGGUCUCCGCCUGGACCGGGAACAUUGAAUAGGCGGACGUCGAAGGCGAGUUUCGGCCCCAGAGGGCCAGACCCAGGCAGCUACCCGUCCAUGCCGAGCAGCCUCCCGAACAACGGCGAAGGCUUCGGACCAGGGAGCUACGGCGCCGGAGAUGCCAAGAACGGUACCGCCGUCACGGAUGGUCCUCCACUGGCCUCCAUGCCAGAGGGCACAAAGACGAACAGCAAGGCGCGGAUACGCCGUGCCAGCGAGGGCGCUCGGCAGAGCAAAGGCGAUGGGAAGAGGACAAGUGGUAGCGAGUUGAGAUGUGAAAAAUGCGGGAAAGGAUACAAGCACAGCAGCUGUCUUACAAAGCAUCUAUGGGAGCACACGCCGGAAUGGGCGAUCACCUCCAAGUUGCUCAUCUCGAAGCAUCAGCAGGUCCAGCUUCUUGAGGCGGCCUCGGUGUUGGUCGCCAUGAACCAGGACGCGGACGCUGCCAAGCACGGCGACAGCGAUCACUCUUCAGUCUCGCCAGCGGCUUCCGGGUCAUCUGACCUUCAUGAGGAUGACUCGAGCUCGAACGACACCACCCCGCCGCCACAAGCGGACGAGCAUGUAUUUGGCUCUUACUCAGCCAGACACUCGCAAUAUGGCCAAAGCAAACGCUUCAGCACCCAAAGCAGUGUCCUGUCACAAUCCCACCGGUCAUCUAACUCCGUCUUCUCGGACAGCGCUCCCAACGGGCACUACAUGUCGCAUUACCGCCAAUGGAGCAAUGAUGGGCGGCCCACCACAUCCGCAACUUCGGUGACCGGCAGUCACUACGACGAUGAAGAGCAAGCGGAUCUGGCAGCCGCUGUAGGUUUGUUGAGCUGCAGCUACGGCACGCCAAAGAGCGGACCGGUGACCCUCCCGGCGGAUGUGCCGCCCGUGCCACCCUUGCCGGCGCGGUUCCUCAGCCAGAUCGGUAACUCCACGAUCGCUGCGCACGGCCCCCAGCGGCACUCGACCCCGAGACCGAAGUACACUUCAUACGCGUCCGAAGGCCGUGAUGUGGACAUGGACGACGAGGGGCUCAUGGAUGAAGACUACGAUGAUCGGCAUUACGCUGCGAGGGGCCGUAGCGACGAGGACGAGGGUGUCUUUGGCACUAUGGAAGAGUAG